Cucumis sativus (cucumber) is the source of this 1022-nucleotide messenger RNA. RefSeq names its product putative F-box protein PP2-B12. Bases 86 to 889 code for a protein of 267 amino acids. The record is from RefSeq and is a predicted model, not a curated record. Lineage: Eukaryota; Viridiplantae; Streptophyta; Magnoliopsida; Cucurbitales; Cucurbitaceae. The transcript is spliced from 3 exons. Gene Ontology annotation, molecular function: protein binding.
CCUACCGUUUCACCGACCUCGGUGGAGAGGAUACUUUUGGUAACACAGAAAACAAAACUAAAAAGAAAAAAAGGCCAAAUCGGAGAUGGACAUCAACCAGCUACCGGCGGAGUGCAUUUCUUCCAUUUUGGCCUUCACAUCACCGAAAGAUGCCUGCAGAUCUGCCGUCGCGUCCCCGGCUUUCAGAUCCGCCGCUGAUUCCGACGCUAUUUGGACCACUUUUCUGCCGUCCGAUUACCGACAGAUUAUUUCCCAGGCUUCCUCUUCAUCUACGUCGUCGUUUCUGAAUUCACUGUCCAAAAAGGCUCUCUACUUCCGUCUCUCCGAUCAUUUGCUUUUCAUUGGCUCUGGAAAUUCGAGUUUUGUGUUGGAGAAAGAGAGUGGGAAGAAAUGUUAUAUGAUAGGAGCAAGAGAUCUGGAGAUUGUUUGGGGGAGUUCACCCGCAUAUUGGACUUGGCAAUCCAUUCCUACAUCAAGGUUUCCUGAAGUGGCCGAGUUGCGAGUCGUGUGGUGGCUUGAAAUCAAAGGAAAAAUAGAGGGUAGAAAUUUAAGUCCUAAAACCAAAUAUGCAGCUUACUUUGUGUUCAAGUUUAAGGAAGGCGAUUUCCAGCACGAUGGGUUUGGAACAAAACCUGUUUCAUUAGAAGUUUAUUUUGAAGGGGAGGAGGUUGGAGAAGAUGGAACGAAAAUGGUACUUUUGGACCCUCCCGAAGGAUCUCCUGUAGUUUGUAAAGAAAGAAGUGAUGGAUGGAUGGAGGUUGAAAUGGGUGAAUUCUUCAAUGAGUUAGGAGACGAUGGCAUGGUUAUUUUCCAUUUGAAGCAGAUUGAUGGCAUAAUUAAAGGUGGGUUAAUUGUUGAAGGAAUUGAGAUUAGACCUAAAUAUGAUUAGUAAUAAUAAUUUAAUAUUGGCAUGAGAAACUACUUAAUGUAAUUUUCAUUAUUCUUCUUGCAACUGAAUUACUAAAAAGAGAUUGGAUGAUUAUUUUGUUAAACAAUACAUGAAAAUUUGAGUUUUCGUGAGA